ACGGCACGGUUUCUAUUUUGCGUUUCUUUCUUGAAUUCAGUUACUUUAUCGCGCUGAGUGAGGCCGUAUCUCAUUCGCGCGUGCAUUUUGUAAUUAAUUUAUUUAGUGUACAUAAGUUUUGUAAAAAGGACAAAUUGAAGUAGUGUAAAUUAGUGAAACGAUACAAAAGAUUAGAACGGAACAAAGUGGUUCGAUGGACUGUGUUGUUUGUGUAGUGAUUUUACAAAUUUAUGGAUUUGGAUUGGUUUUCGUACUAACCCCGUUCAAAAGGACGACGACGAGCAGGCUGUGAUUUUUGGAACUCAUACCCUGAAAGAGGAAAUUGGUUGAACUCAAAUUUUGACAUUUCAUUAGUGUGAAAGUAGACGAGAGUGGAAUAAUCCGAACGAAUAACGAAGUGAUUUCGGUAGUGGGACCAUUUUGGAUUGUUAGCAUCGUUUGUUUUCGGUCGGCUUAUACCGGACGGUGGCGCCAUCUGCGAAGAGAAGUGCGGUGUGAACUUCGCCCGAUCCGGAGUAUAGCUCGUCGCGAAAAAAUGCUUUACGUGUCUGCACUUUCGCUGGCAAAGUUGGUGUGCUAGUUGCGGGUCUCCAGUCUGGUGUCCUGAUCUUUUUGGAGUCGCUCAGUGCGGGACUGUCGCUGUUGUGAAGGAAAUCCAUGGACAAAAGCUAAGUGUGCUAUUCUACAUGGUGUUGUUGAGGGGCUAAACCAUGGCCACCGCCGAAAUGAGCCUUCCCGACAAGAAGCCGGAGCACGAGUCAGGAUAUUACGAAGGUAGCGACCAGGAGGGCAGCAUGGAGUGCGGGUGCCCGUCCCCGGUCAGUUCUCGCAACUCGUCGCAUUCCACCAAGCUGAAGCGUCGCCACAGCGCCCAGAAGCACAAAAAGGUGCCGAUCAAGAAGGCCAAAGCUGAUCCGCCCGUGAACGGCCACAGUGACUCCAGCAGCAGAUUGAAUACGGACAAGAGUGUAGAAAUAAUUGAGUGUUCAAGUGUGCCCUCGGUGAAGGAUCCCAAGAAUGUUGAGGAAGUGCCCCCGGUGCCCGGACCGAGCUCGAAGAGAAGCAGUUCCGUUGAAUUGAUCGGUGGGACCGUACCACCACCAGCGAGGGAUUCUGUGGACUGGAACCUGGUGGAUGCUAGUAAAAUUAGGAAAAGAAAUAAACUUAAUCUAAAUGGAGCUUCAAAAGUGGACAUAUCACAUUUCGACUUGCUCAAAGUCCUCGGCACGGGAGCUUACGGCAAAGUGUUCCUAGUAAGAAAAAGAUGUGGUGUUGACGAGGGUAAACUAUACGCAAUGAAAGUUCUCAAAAAGGCAUCAAUAGUACAGAAGUUAAAGACAGCGGAACACACUAGGACAGAAAGACAGGUCCUGGAAGCAGUACGAGCGUGCCCAUUCCUGGUUACACUACACUAUGCCUUCCAGACUGACGCUAAGCUUCACCUCAUAUUAGAUUACGUAGCCGGCGGCGAAUUGUUCACGCACCUUUACCAGAGGGAACACUUCAACGAGAACGAAGUACGGAUAUACAUAGCCGAGAUCAUACUAGCUUUGGAACAGCUGCAUAAGCUGGGCAUCAUCUACCGAGACAUCAAACUGGAGAACAUCCUCCUGGAUGCGGAAGGUCACAUCGUGUUGACCGACUUCGGUCUCUCCAAGGAGUUCUGCGGCGGCGAGAGCCGGGCAUACAGCUUCUGCGGGACCAUCGAGUAUAUGGCACCAGAGGUCGUCAGGAGCGGCAGUCAAGGCCAUGAUAUCGCCGUAGACUGGUGGUCAGUGGGCGUCCUGACAUACGAGCUGCUGACCGGAGCGUCCCCAUUCACGGUGGAAGGCGAGAAGAACACGCAGCAAGAGAUCACCAAGCGCAUCGUGCGGUGCAGCUACCCCAUACCGACUGACGUCAGCACCGAUGUGCAGGACUUUAUCAAGAGGCUCCUGGUGAAGGACCCUCGACGCCGGCUGGGCGGCGGCGAUGACGACGCGGAGGAGCUCAAGAGGCACCCGUUUUUCCAGAACCUAGACUGGGAGGCGGUGGCCCGUCGUGAAGUGCCCGCUCCAUUCGUGCCUCAGCUAUCGCACGCAGCAGAUACCUGUAACUUUGCGGAUGAGUUCACGCGUAUGCCGCCUACAGACUCACCAGCCCAGGCGCCCAAGCACCACGACAAGCUGUUCCUUGGAUACUCUUACGUGGCGCCCAGUAUACUGUUCUCCGAGAACAUCAUAUCGGACCAAAUCUGGAUGCAGGCCACGGGACAGAAGCACGACAAACUUAAGGGAUGGGUCGCCAAGGAUUCGCCGUUCUUCCAAAAGUACGCGGUUGAUCUCAGCACGCCACUACUGGGCGAUGGCUCAUACUCGGUGUGCAGAAAGUGCAUUCACAGGCAGACUGGCAAGGAGUAUGCCGUUAAAAUAAUCUCAACACAGAAAAAAGAUAUUAGGCAAGAAAUUGAACUGCUCAAGGCGUGUCAAGGGUGUCCCUACAUAAUCACCCUGCACGAAGUUUUCCACGACUCGGCCUUCAGCUACAUAGUAACAGAGUUAGCGCGUGGCGGCGAGCUGGCAUCCCAACUGACCGGAGCACUAGACGAGCGUCUGGCACGACGUGCAUUGGCUCAGCUCGCGCGCGCCGUGCGACAUAUGCACUCGCGCCGCGUCGUGCACCGCGACCUCAAGCCCGAGAACAUUCUCCUGACGAGUUCCCGUCUGAGCGAGGCUAAAGUGAAGGUGGUGGACUUCGGCUUCGCGCGCCGCGCGCCCGAGUGCGACGAGAGGCAGCGUAUGAUGACGCCGUGUUUCAGCUUACCGUACGCGGCGCCAGAGGUGGUGUCUCGCGCGCGAAGCUCGACCGCGCCGGGCUACGGGCCCGCCGUCGACCUGUGGAGUCUGGGCGUCAUCUUCUACUGCAUGCUGUGCGGCAAGGCGCCGUUCCAGCCGGGCUGCAAGAAGGAGCCCGUCACCGUGUUCAUGGACCGCAUCCGCAGCGGCAGCUUCUCUAUGGAAGGCCCGCACUGGGAGCACGUGUCUCCGGACAGCAAGCGCCUGGUGUCCGAGCUGCUGUCCGUGGAGCCGGCGCGCCGCCCCAGCGCUGCCGAGCUGCUGCAAGCGCUGGGACACGCUGACGAAGCUAGCUUCCAGCUCGCUGACAUGACCAAAGCGGAUCUGUACAAGCGUCGCAGCAAGAACAAGCGGCCGCCCAGCACUGAAACGUCCGAAGAAUUGCUCCACACUCUCGGCCAGAUACGCUCUCAUGCUAGUUCCAUCGACCGCGACCUGGAGCUCAUCAAGGCUCACACCCUGCCUACGCCCGCCGACGAACCGCCAGAACCUACCUUCAACGACGACGACAUACCCUCAGUCAAACCAGUCGAGAAAACCUACGCGAAGUCUCGCUCCAAACUCGACGACUAUAUCUAUAUCGAAUCCAGCCAGGGCCUGGACGAAACAGAAGUCGCGUUCCCGAAAUCGACUCGCACCAAAAAGAGCAAAGAACGACAGUCCCCACCUAGGAAACGCAGAAAAAUCGACGUCAGAGACGCAAAGAAAAAUCAACUCAAUAUCAACGGGGAUAGAGAACUUCGCAGCAAAACUGAGGAGAAGGUAGAACAACGCGUGUUGAGAAGCAAGAGCGCUAGUGAAAAGGAAAAAGACAAGAAGAGGCCCACUAAGGAAUCAAUAGAGAACGAAAAGACGGUCACUCGUGUCACCCGCAAACGGAAGUACGAAGAAACAACCAAACCGGUUCUCAGAGAGAAGGGUCAAAACGGGCAUUCCUCCAGGAAAAACAGCGCCGAACCCGAAGUGUCUACUAGGAAAAUCGCUCGCGCGAAGAAAACUAAAGCGCCCAUGCCCCCGCUGAAGCUGGAUUUAGAACAAAACGUACGAAUGACUCGCUCCCGGCGGAGACGUCUCGAGAUCAGUCUGUCUCCCUCUCAAGUGAAGAGCGUCGCUCCUGCUUUCUCUUUCGAGUCCGACCGACGAGUGAACUCCGUCGAAAGCUCCCGGUCCGCUAAAGUCAACACCAAGAAGGCCCCGGCCCGUAAAACCAAAACCAAAGCUAAAAAAACACCCGUUCGAUCCACCCGCACCCGCGCCACUAGAAGGUGAAAAAAUCAAAAACCAAUCACGUUUCAAAUCACGCCAUCCGUUAACCUGAACGCGAUAGUAGACUGUUUCUUCUAGUUUAAAAUUCCAAAAUGGCGUCGUAACCUCAAAUUCCAAAUAACGAGACAGUGAUGCAAUAAUGGACGCUUUGCUCACGAUUAGAAUAGCGAAAUGAAUAAAGAUGAUUAUUUAUUCGACAGAGUAAGUUUUAUUGUGUAACGCGCGAUCUAGCUCGCGUCUCGCGAUAGACAUGUUUUUAUUUUUUAAUCCUUUUAUUUAAUGUUACUAUUAAUUUUUAAGACACUUUUUCCCUUAUUAAUUACCAUUAGAGUUAAUUCUUUGACGUUGGUUAUUAUGUAUUUUGAAUAGAUAGAUAAAUAGGCUAAUAGAACCGGUGUGUCUGUCCACUCCAUCUUUAGUCGUUGAAAUUGAUGUUAGAGCGAACACUUACAAACAUCCUUCGGCCGUCGUCCGCUAGAUGGCGCCAUCAGGUGUCUGUCAAAUGCACAAAAAUUUUGAAAGUACCCUCGUGAACAUUAACCGUUAUGUAUUCGACCGCAUCCACAUUGAUACGGAUAAUGUUUUGUAACGAAUAUAUUGUGGUUAAUUAAAUAAAUUAUUGUGAAACAAAGGCAGAUACCGUCUAACGAUGACGUCACCUUGUGAGCAAACGGACGACGCCCAACCAAAUAGUUUUAAUUGCAAAAGUUUUUCAACUGGAAACAACAUUUUCCAGUUCAAAAACUAGGUCCAUAUUUUACAGAUCUCUUUCAAUAAAUAUGAAUUUAGGUUGUUUGUGUGUGUAUAUUUGUUUGAAGUAUAGCAUAAUAGGUUAAAUUUGUAAAUGUUUUGAAUUAAAAUAAUGUAAUAUGGCAAUGUUUACCUUCCACAUAAUUGCAAAAAUAAAAAAUAUAAAAAAAUCUUUAUGAAUGGUGAAAGUGCCAAAGCAUGCUUGAAUUUUAUUGUUAAAAUAGUAUUGUAAAAUCGAUUAUUAAAUCUAUCGGUUUCUUGAUAACUUCCUAAAUACUUUUUUCUAAUCGUAAUUACUUUUGCUGUAAGCGCUUUUACCAAAUUUUGUUUUGAUUGAUAUUUUUUCCAUGUAAAUAAAAAUGUAAUAGCAUUUAGUACAAAAUCGGUGGAAGAAUUAUUUAUUAUUAUAUUGAAGAAAAUCUCAAUUUUGUAACGUUCGGAGUGAGGAGACUUGGCACAGGCGUGUACUCUCGACGCAUGUUGUUGUUUUCAUUCAAAGUUUAGGAAUUGAUGAUUAUAAAGGUGAUUUUAGUGUACAAUUAAUCAAAUACACUCGAAGAACCCAAAAAAAAAAACACCCAAAACAAAAUAACGUGUUGACAAAUCUUAACUGAAAAAAUCGCCUUGAAGUAAUGUACCUUGAUUUAAAGGGCUAGCAAUACAGUGUAACUAGUUAAAAAUGUUUUUCAUAUUUAUAUCGUCAUAGUUUGAUGUCUCAUGUAAUAUAGAUUGUUUUUAACUUAAUAAAUUCUAUGAUUAAAUCGACAUGUUCAAUGACGAUAUCGUAACAGCUCUCAGUCAUGAUUUUGGCAGUUUGUCACUAUCUAGUCUUAAGUCUAUAGCCCAAUUAAUUGUUGAAUUUGUCAUCAGAUACAAAAAUAUUGAUGCACCAAUAUCCAUCAAUAUUGUUACAAUGUAAUCAGUUGUUAUGGCAUUAUUUUGAGUUUCAGGUAGAAACAACAGACUGCGAAAUGUUCCCAAAUAGAUAUAAGACCUGUUUCAAUUUGUUAAACAUUAUUGGGUUCAAUUGUUUGGCAAAAUAUAUAAAAAUGUAAUAAGUUUUUAAAGACAGAAAUGAAUUAAAUUUAUAUGUGUAAGGUAGGAGGAAAUUCUUCUGUUAUGCCCGCAGAUGUAAUAGUAAUAAUUAUAUUUUGUAUUUGUUACAUGCAAUGAGUAUCUAACACCAACAGAGCGUUCGAUUGUCGUGCGUGUCUUUCGUUUGAUGUAAGAUAAUCGCGGUGGUUGCUGCAUGAGCGCUUUAGUUCAAUAUCAGUUCAAUAGAAUAGUGUGUGAUCAUGGCGGUGUCGCGUGUUGCCUCCCGCUCGCACUCCAACGAAGCAAUCGGCGUGAGAGGGACGCAACACUCGCCUCGCCGCGUGCCGAGGCGGACUCGCGUCCUUACAUCGGAGAUUGAGAAUCUCCACGCUUCGCAUAGUCUCACGUGCUACGUGAUAAAGUUUGUAAAAGUGCACUUAAAUGGAUUGUACCAAAAGAUUAUAUAAUUUUAUAAUAAAGUGUUAGAGGUUUAUGCGUCGGCGUUCAACAAAUUUUGUAAGUUCAAGGCGCCGGCCGGAGAUAUUGGAUUGUAAUAAAUAUACCAUUUUAACAUUA
Messenger RNA from Ostrinia nubilalis (European corn borer), 6461 nucleotides. RefSeq names its product ribosomal protein S6 kinase alpha-5-like. The coding region runs from base 711 to 4103 and encodes 1130 amino acids. The record is from RefSeq and is a predicted model, not a curated record. The transcript has 18 exons. NCBI's taxonomy places the organism in Eukaryota, Metazoa, Arthropoda, Insecta, Lepidoptera, Crambidae. Gene Ontology annotation, biological process: regulation of DNA-templated transcription; peptidyl-serine phosphorylation. Gene Ontology annotation, molecular function: ATP binding; protein serine/threonine kinase activity.